AUGGUGAAAAUCAUCGUCCUUCUAGUCGCCAUCGCGCUCGCCGCCGGGCAGGACUGCACGUGCGAAGAAAGCGACCCCGCCGAGGCGGCGAAUGUCUUCACCUUCCUCAGAGAGGUGUCCGACAGCGAGAGCGAAGGCUACCCAAUUCUACCAGCGCUCCUGGCCCCGUUAAGCCCGUGCGCCAACUGCGGGGGCAGCAGGAAGAAGCGCAAGAUAUUCCCCGAGCCAGGGAACAGCGAGGCAGUCCAUCCCGCGAAGAGCGCGGAAGAGAAGAAGGACUGGAAAGAGAAGCUGGAGAAGUUCCACCAAACCGGCGUGAGGAACAAGUGCCCGUUUGGCUAUGCGAGGAUCGGCUUCAUGUGCCUCGACGUCGCCUUGUUG
Messenger RNA from Iphiclides podalirius (scarce swallowtail), 381 nucleotides. The record is from the annotation of a GenBank genome assembly. NCBI's taxonomy places the organism in Eukaryota, Metazoa, Arthropoda, Insecta, Lepidoptera, Papilionidae.